This is a messenger RNA of Paramecium sonneborni, 1132 nucleotides long. The record is from the annotation of a GenBank genome assembly. NCBI's taxonomy places the organism in Eukaryota, Ciliophora, Oligohymenophorea, Peniculida, Parameciidae.
AUGAUAAAUUAGAAAAUAACUAUUAAAAUGAAAUGUAAUCCUAUAUACAUUAAAUAUUUAGACAAGAACUUAACUCUGUCAUCUAAUAAUUAUAAGAAACUAUAUAAAAUUAAUAAUCUAAAUUCUAAAAAGAGAUUGAUAAUCUCAAAUUAAUGCAUAAUCAAGAACUCUAUAUUCUCAAAAAAAGAAAAUGACACAAUUUAUUAUACUAUAUAUAAAUUAUAUUUAAUUUAAAAAAGAUAUUAAAUGGUAUUUAAUAUAAACUUAUCUCUAGCCUAAAGCUCCUAAAACUAGCAAAACUAAGAAAUUAUAAAAAAAAGUAGCUGAUAGAAAAAAGAAUCCACUAUUUGUUAAAGAAGCCAAGAACUUUAGAAUUGGAAAUGAUGUUCAACCAAAAAGAGAUUUAUCUAGAUAUGUCAGAUGGCCAAGAUAUAUUUUACUUCAUAGAUAAAAAAAGAUUUUAUUACAAAGAAUUAAAGUACCUGCUGCAAUUCAUUAAUUCAGCAAAACACUAGAUAAGAAUCAAUGUAAUUUUUAUCUUACUAUUAUUUAGCAUCCAAAGUUUUGGCUUUAUUGAAGAAAUAUUCACCAGAAACUAAAACUGAAAAAAAAUAAAGAUUAACCAAAUUAGCUGAAUAAAAGGUGCAAGCAUAAAAAUAAGAAUCUAAAAAAGUUUAAGUCCUUAAAUUUGGAUUAAAUCAUGUCACUACACUUAUUGAAACUAAAAAAGCAAAACUUGUAGUAAUUGCUUAUGAUGUUGAUCCAAUUGAAUUAGUCGUUUGGUUACCAUAAUUAUGUAGAAGAUAAGAAGUUCCAUUCUGUUUUAUCAAAAGUAAUACAUUUUCAUAAAUCAAUAGAUAAGGCAAGAUUAGGAACUUUGGUUCAUUAAAAAACAGCUACUUGUGUUGCCUUAACCGAAGUUAGAAAAGAAGAUUAAGCCGAAUUUGAUAAUUUAGUAACAUUCUUUUAUAUAGUAAGGCAAGAGAUUUAAGAUAACAUUAUAAUGAAAAUCAUGAAUUAUUGAGAACUAUUGGAGGAGGAUAAGUUGGAAUUAAGUCAAGACAUUAAUAAGAAGCAUUAAAGAAGGCAUUAGAGUUGGAAGAAUUGAAAAAGACAUCUUAAUGAACAUGUU